Cercocebus atys (sooty mangabey) is the source of this 3445-nucleotide messenger RNA. It is a transcript of the gene ATG16L1, whose product is annotated as autophagy related 16-like 1 (S. cerevisiae). Gene Ontology annotation, molecular function: protein binding. Gene Ontology annotation, cellular component: autophagosome membrane. The transcript is spliced from 19 exons. Bases 268 to 2142 code for a protein of 624 amino acids. Gene Ontology annotation, biological process: autophagosome assembly; negative stranded viral RNA replication. Lineage: Eukaryota; Metazoa; Chordata; Mammalia; Primates; Cercopithecidae. The record is from RefSeq and is a predicted model, not a curated record.
ACUAGCGAGCGCCUUGCGUAGGCACCGGCCCCUGAGCCCGUGCGGCGUGAUACGUCGGGUGAGGGGGAGGGUCUUCCGGCCCUCUGGAAAAUCAUUUCCGGCAGGAGCCGGAAGACCGUCCCGGAUGGCCUCGGGGACGGUCAGUGUGUGGAGGUGAGCUCCGGGAUUGCCGGCUUUCCCGCGUCCGCUGGUUGCCUCAUGCUGCAGGCCGCGGCCGCCAGCCCCCGCUCGCAUCGGUGGCGCUGAGGUGCCGGGACAGGAAGCGACAUGUCGUCGGGCCUCCGCGCCGCUGACUUCCCCCGCUGGAAGCGGCACAUCUCGGAGGAACUGAGGCGCCGGGACCGGCUGCAGAGACAGGCGUUCGAGGAGAUCAUCCUGCAGUAUAACAAAUUGCUGGAAAAGUCAGAUCUUCAUUCAGUGUUGGCCCAGAAACUACAGGCUGAAAAACAUGACGUACCAAACAGGCAUGAGAUAAGUCCCGGACAUGACGGCACAUGGAAUGACAGUCAGCUACAAGAAAUGGCCCAGCUGAGGAUCAAGCACCAAGAAGAACUGACUGAAUUACACAAGAAACGUGGGGAGUUAGCUCAAUUGGUGAUUGACCUGAAUAACCAAAUGCAGCAGAAGGACAGGGAGAUGCAGAUGAAUGAAGCAAAAAUCGCAGAAUGUUUGCAGACUAUCUCUGACCUGGAGACGGAGUGCCUAGAACUGCGCACUAAGCUUUGUGACCUUGAAAGAGCCAACCAGACCCUGAAGGAUGAAUAUGAUGCCCUGCAGAUCACUUUUACUGCCUUGGAGGAAAAACUGAGGAAAACUACGGAAGAGAACCAGGAGCUGGUCACCAGGUGGAUGGCUGAGAAAGCCCAGGAGGCCAAUCGGCUCAAUGCAGAGAAUGAAAAAGACUCCAGGAGGCGGCAAGCCCGGCUACAGAAAGAGCUUGCAGAAGCAGCAAAGGAACCUCUACCAGUCGAACAGGAUGAUGACAUUGAGGUCAUUGUGGAUGAAACCUCUGAUCACACAGAAGAGACCUCUCCUGUGCGAGCCAUCAGCAGAGCAGCCACUAAGCGACUCUCGCAGCCUGCUGGAGGCCUUCUGGAUUCUAUCACUAAUAUCUUUGGUCUGUCCGAGUCUCCCCUUUUGGGACAUCAUUCUUCUUCUGAUGCUGCCAGGAGACGCUCUGUCUCUUCCUUCCCAGUCCCCCAGGACAAUGUGGAUACUCAUCCUGGUUCUGGUAAAGAAGUGAGGGUACCAACUACGGCCUUGUGUGUCUUCGAUGCACAUGAUGGGGAAGUCAACGCUGUACAGUUCAGUCCAGGUUCCCGGUUACUGGCCACCGGAGGCAUGGACCGCAGGGUUAAGCUUUGGGAAGUAUUUGGAGAAAAAUGUGAGUUCAAGGGUUCCCUAUCUGGCAGUAAUGCAGGAAUUACAAGCAUUGAAUUUGAUAGUGCUGGUUCUUACCUCUUAGCAGCUUCAAAUGAUUUUGCAAGCCGAAUCUGGACUGUGGAUGAUUAUCGGUUACGGCACACACUCACGGGACAUAGUGGGAAAGUGCUGUCUGCUAAGUUCCUGCUGGACAAUGCGCGGAUCGUCUCAGGAAGUCAUGACCGGACUCUCAAACUCUGGGAUCUACGCAGCAAAGUCUGCAUAAAGACAGUGUUUGCAGGAUCCAGUUGCAAUGAUAUUGUCUGCACAGAGCAAUGUGUAAUGAGUGGACAUUUUGACAAGAAAAUUCGUUUCUGGGACAUUCGAUCAGAGAGUAUAGUUCGAGAGAUGGAGCUGUUGGGAAAGAUUACUGCCCUGGACUUAAACCCAGAAAGGACUGAGCUCCUGAGCUGCUCCCGGGAUGACUUGCUAAAAGUUAUUGAUCUCCGAACAAAUGCUGUCAAGCAGACAUUCAGUGCACCUGGGUUCAAGUGCGGCUCUGACUGGACCAGAGUUGUCUUCAGUCCUGACGGCAGUUACGUGGCGGCAGGCUCUGCUGAGGGCUCUCUCUACAUCUGGAGUGUGCUCACAGGGAAAGUGGAAAAGGUUCUCUCAAAGCAGCACAGCUCGUCCAUCAAUGCGGUGGCGUGGUCGCCCUCUGGCUCGCACGUUGUCAGCGUGGACAAAGGAUGCAAAGCUGUGCUGUGGGCACAGUAUUGACGGGGCUCUCAGGGCUGGGAGGACCCCAGCGCCCUCCUCAGAAGAAGCACGUGGGCUCCCGCAGCCCUGUCCUGGCAGGUGAUGUGCUGGGUACAGCAUGGACCUCCCAGAGAAGCUCAAGCUAUGUGGCACUGUAGCUUUGCCGUGAAUGGGAUUUCUGAAGAUUUGACUGAGGUCUCUCUUGGCCUGGAAGAAUAACACUGAAAAAACCUGACGCUGCGGUCACUUAGCAGAGGCUCAGGUUCUUGCUUUGGGAAACACUACUAGCUCUGACCUUCCAUACCUCACUUGGGGGAGCACAGGGCCCCGCUGGGCCGCCUCACCAAGGGCAGUGCCAAAAACAGCCCCCACAUCAAGGUGGUGUUCUAUGUGCUUUCUCUCAUCCUUCCAAAGUUGGUUCUGGCCUGACGCAUGUCCCAUCACCGUGGGGUCAUUUGCCCGGUGAACUCACUUUAAGCAUUGGAUUAACGGAAACUCCAAGGCUACAGACCCCUCCCUGGUGGGCUGCAUGAAUGUGUCUCAUUACUGCUGAAAUUUCCUCAGAUCUCUUCCACUGUUCUUCAGAGCUUUCUGGCUCUCUUUCCCCCACAAAAUUCGACAUAUUUAAAGAUCUCUGUGUGGUUUAAAAAAAAAUGUUUUUAUGUUUUUUUUGAGGUGGGAGAGGAUGUGAGAAAAUCUUUUCCAGGGAAAUGGGUUUGCUGCAGAGGUAAGGAUGUGUUCCUGUAUCGAUCUGCAGACACCCAGAAGGUGGGUGCACACUGCAUGCUUGGGGUGCCAAGGGAUUUGAGACCUCCAACAUAUUUGUCUGAAGCUGGUGAUUCUGGCCACGGCCCCUCUGCCAAGCCUGUGUGCCAUGCCCUUGGUGCUUUAGUGCAAGAAGCCCAGGCUCAGAAGCACAGCAGUGCCAUCUUUCCGUUUCAGGGGUUGUGAUGAAGGCCAAGGAAAAGCAUUUAUCUUUACCAUUUUACCUGUGUAUAAAGUUUUAGUUCAUUGAGUGUGCAAAACACCCUUAUCACUUUUAAAUUUGCACUUUAUUUUUUUUCUUCCAUGCUUGUUCUCUGGGCAUUUGGGGAUGUGAGUGCUAGAGCCAGUGAGAGGUGUCAGGCCGCCUUCCCACUGAUGGUCCUGGCCUCCACCUGCCCUCUCUUCCCUGCCUGGUCGCCACUUUCCAAUUUGUCCUUCAGAGAACUUAAGGAGAGUUGAAAUUCACGGGCCAGGGCGCAUCUUUUAUUUAUUUCGUUAUGUUGCCCAACAGAACUUGAUUGUAAAUAAUUAAAAAGAAAUCUGUUAUAUACUUUUCAAA